ACAAGCGAGAGAACAUAAUCAUGCUGAUUGGAUGGAAAUAGAAACCAAUACCAUGGUCAUCAUCAUGCCCAAGAUGAAUCUCUUACAGACACCGAUAAUCGACCAAUUUUACGUCACACCUUCAGAUCCUAAUUCUGUUCGAACUACCGAGUUUGCACGAGAAAAGGGUUGCUUACGCCUCAGAAAGAGCUAUCUUUGCCAUAGAUUAUAUAGAAUAGUAUAUUGUUGUUGUUGUACAUACAAAUUGGAAUCUCACUAGCAAUUACCUGUGUGGG
This is a messenger RNA of Desarmillaria tabescens, 275 nucleotides long. RefSeq lists its product as uncharacterized. NCBI's taxonomy places the organism in Eukaryota, Fungi, Basidiomycota, Agaricomycetes, Agaricales, Physalacriaceae. The annotation marks the transcript as partial. The transcript has 2 exons. The record is from RefSeq and is a predicted model, not a curated record.